This is a messenger RNA of Onthophagus taurus, 2055 nucleotides long. The record is from RefSeq and is a predicted model, not a curated record. NCBI's taxonomy places the organism in Eukaryota, Metazoa, Arthropoda, Insecta, Coleoptera, Scarabaeidae.
AGUUCGAGUUCCAGUAAGUUAAAAUUAUAACAAAUGAAGUAACUAUAGUUUAUUGGCAUAUCAGUAUUGCAGUAGAUAAUGGAUUCUCAGCCAGGGCCAUCAAAUAUCAGUAAAUGGGUGGAUAGAAGGCCUUUAACUAAAAAAGAUCUAGAAGAGGAAAUAAGGAAAAUAAUGGAGGAGGAGAGUGAUGACAAUGAAAUUCCACCAACUGAAUCAGAUAGUGAAGUUGACCACAUUUCAGUAAGCGACCAUCUUACCGACACUGACGCAGACGAACCAUCAGAAGAUGAAGGCAAUUUUUACGAAUCAAGCUUGGCAGGUACUCCAUCUUCUCACUUUUAUCUGGGGAAAGAUGGUACACGUUGGUCCAAACAACAUCCACCAAUAAAUGUAAGGACUAGAGCCCAUAAUUUAGUGACCCAUCUACCGGGACCGAAAGGAAAAGCAAAGGAUGCAACUACUCCUUUUGAAGGUUGGAAUUGUAUGAUUUCUGAUAAUAUGAUAAACCAUAUUGUCAGAUAUACCAACAUAUACAUAGAUUUGUCGCGAGGAAAAUUUGUUAGGGAGAGAGAUGCCGCUCCUACAGACCAACGAGAGAUGAAAGCACUUUUCGGUUUGCUGUACUACGCUGGGGUACUGAAGUCUGGGAGACUCAAUACAAUGGAAUUGUGGGAAAAAGAUGGAUCUGGUGUGGACAUAUUUCCAGCCGUCAUGUCUCGAAAACGCUUUUUAUUUUUACUCACUUCUUUACGUUUUGAUGACAUACGUGAUAGGCACACCAGACGACAAAGUGACAAACUGGCUCCCAUACGUGAACUCUCAGAAUUAUUUAAAAACAACAUUCAAAGCUCCUAUGUUAUUAGUGAGUAUGCCACAAUAGACGAAAAAUUGGAACCUUUUAGGGGAAGAUGCUCGUUUAGGCAGUACAUAAAGAGUAAGCCAGCAAGAUAUGGCAUAAAAAUUUUUCUUUUGACUGACAGUCGUACAUACUAUACGAACAACUUUGAAAUAUAUGCUGGUAAGCAACCGGAAGGUGAGUACAAGUUACAAAAUGAUCCUUAUUCAGUCGUAUGCCGUCUCAUCAAACCAAUUGAAAAAACUGGCCGAAACAUAACAAUGGACAAUUGGUUUAUGAGUAUAAAGCUAAUGAAUGAUCUUUUGAAAAAUCAUCGCUUGACCUGUGUUGGAACUAUCCGAAAAAAUAAAAGGGAAGUACCAACUGCAUUUGUCACUCCAAAAAAUCGGUCUGAAUAUUCUAGUUUAUUUGCGUUCUCGGAAAAUAAAACAGUAGUUUCAUAUUGCCCUAAGAAAGGUAAAGUAGUUUUGGUGGGUUCAACUAUGCAUCACGAUGACUGUAUCAACAGUGAAUCUGAAAAGCAAAAACCUGAAAUAAUAGAGUUCUACAAUUUGACUAAGGGUGGAGUCGAUACUGUCGAUUAUAAUCCACAUAAUUAUGUGGAUUAUAUUCUGUAUCCAGGAGGUCGCAAAGGUGGCCACUAACUAUAUUUUUUGGUUUUCUGAAUAUUGCGGCGAUAAAUGCUUACAUUGUUUAUAAAAGCAACAAGCAGGAACAAAUUGCCCGAAGAGUAUUCUUGAAAAACUUGGCAAAAGAACUAGUAAGAGAACAUUUACGGUAUAGGUCCACUAUUGUCUCGCUACCCAGUGACAUAAAAACAAGGAUAAUGCUUUUAAUUCCACAAAAUGAACAGGAAGAAUUUCUUCCAGCGAAGCGCCAGAAAGUAUUGUCGGGAAGGUGUCAAGUUUGCUCAGGCCGCAAAGACAGAAAAACUAAAACAUGCUGUAGUGCGUGUAAUAAACUCAUAUGCCGAGAACAUUCUAUACCAAUUUGCCAAGGCUGUUUCGCAAAUAAGGUUGUCCCCGUUCUGAAAGAAGAUGAAGAACUGGAAGAAGAGGAUGUCUAGGUCAUUUUAUCAUUUUUUUAUUAUUUUUUUUUGUUCAGUCUCAUCAUGUGUUGAUUUGGUUUUAUUGAGUACAAUUUUAUGUUCAUUUAUUUUAAAUAUGUCACAAAUAGAGUUUAUAAGUUCAGUUACACAA